AUGCCAAAUGGAAAACAAUAACUGAGCAAAUUAAGAAAGCUGUGGAAGUCUACAAACCGUGCGUAAAGGAGAACUGCAGCUGCCACCAAAGUGUCUGGAAACAGGACCUGGCUCCUUUUCAAGGUGGCAUUUCCAAGGAAAUAAUAUCAGAAGCGGUGAGCCAGAAGCUUGGGACACACUACCAAAUCGUUAAGAACAAAUUGUACCGUGAGCAGGACUGCUUCUUCCCUGCAAGAUGCAGUGGAGUUGAGCACUUCCUUCUGGGGAUCAUCAGCCGACUCCCUGACAUGGAAAUGGUGAUCAACGUGCGAGACUACCCCCAGGUCCCCAAGUGGACAAAGCCCAUUAUCCCAGUCUUCUCCUUCAGUAAGACAUCUGAAUACUACGAUAUCAUGUAUCCUGCCUGGACGUUUUGGGAGGGAGGACCAGCCGUUUGGCCGAUUUACCCAACAGGUUUGGGGCGCUGGGACCUCAUGAGAGAGGACCUCAGAAGAUCUGCAGAAAAAUGGCCAUGGAGGAAAAAAAUCUCUAAAGGAUAUUUCCGAGGAUCCAGAACAAGCCCUGAGAGAGAUCCCCUCAUUCUGCUGUCCCGAGAAAACCCGGAACUUGUGGAUGCCGAGUAUACUAAAAACCAGGCUUGGAAAUCUGAGAAGGACACCUUGGGAAAGCCCCCUGCAAAGGAAAUUCCACUGGUUGAUCACUGCAAAUACAAGUAAGAGUUUUGAUCAGUAAAGCUGUUCAAGAGCUAUAUGUUAUUUCUCUCCUUGCAUGGUGUAAGGUCAUCUUUUAUUUUAAGGUGUAACUCCAGCUCCAUGCAGACAAGAAAGCUUGUGAACAGACUUGAGGCAGUUGAAAACUUGGGAGCUUAGCGUUGGCCUCUUUCAGUGUCAGCUUUCCCUUGUCAGGUUAGGAGA
Eurypyga helias (sunbittern) is the source of this 914-nucleotide messenger RNA. It is a transcript of the gene POGLUT1, whose product is annotated as protein O-glucosyltransferase 1. NCBI's taxonomy places the organism in Eukaryota, Metazoa, Chordata, Aves, Eurypygiformes, Eurypygidae. Gene Ontology annotation, biological process: positive regulation of Notch signaling pathway; protein O-linked glycosylation. The record is from RefSeq and is a predicted model, not a curated record. The annotation marks the transcript as partial. Gene Ontology annotation, molecular function: UDP-xylosyltransferase activity; UDP-glucosyltransferase activity. The transcript is spliced from 7 exons. Gene Ontology annotation, cellular component: endomembrane system.